CAGUCACCUCCCCGCGGGAAAGGGUGUGGCGCCGGGCCUCGGGAACCGCCUUGUCUCCGAGUCGCUUCGCUCUCGUUCCCCGUGUUAAUUCCUUUCUGAUUGCCGGUCGUGACGGUGCGGACGAGGGGGGCAUUGGGUGUUUUACUGCACAGAUCUGCGAGUCCUUCCGCAGUGCCCAUAGAUUUCUGCUCAUCCCGCAACGCCUUCGGAACUGGUUUGACCCUCGGCGUCUGCCAUCGGCAGUCGCCUGCCAGCUGUCGGCGCCUUUGUGAGGCGGCGGAAGGGGUGCAGGGCCGAGGGCGGCGGGCGCAGGGCCGGAGCCGCGGACAGGUGCGCGGGGGGCCGAGCCGCGCCCAGCGGUGUUUCAGCCAUGUCUGACAAAAGUGAGCUGAAGGCGGAGUUGGAGCGCAAGAAGCAACGAUUGGCUCAAAUCAGAGAGGAGAAGAAGAGAAAGGAGGAAGAAAGAAAGAAGAAGGAAACUGACCAGAAGAAAGAAGCUCUUCCAGUACAAGAAGAAUCUGAUCUUGAAAAGAAGAGAAGAGAAGCUGAAGCAUUACUUCAGAGCAUGGGGUUGACACCUGAGUCUCCUGUUGUCCCUCCUCCUACCUCUCCGUCUUCCAAAUCUGUGAGUACGCCAAGCGAGGCUGGGAGCCAGGACUCCGGGGAUGGUGCUGUUGGAUCUAGACGUGGACCUGUUAAACUUGGAAUGGCCAAAAUUACACAAGUUGACUUUCCUCCUCGAGAAAUUGUUACCUACACAAAGGAGACACAGACACCUGUUAUGACUCAGCCCAAGGAAGAUGAGGAAGAGGAAGAUGAUGUGGUUGCACCAAAACCAUCAGUUGAACCUGAGGAAGAAAAAACAUUAAAAAAAGAGGAGGAGGAAGAAGCUGCCCCUCAUGAGCUCACAGAGGAGGAAAAGCAACAAAUUUUGCAUUCGGAAGAAUUUUUAAGUUUUUUUGACCACUCCACAAGGAUUGUUGAAAGAGCCCUUUCUGAGCAAAUCAACAUUUUCUUUGACUACAGUGGAAGAGACUUAGAGGACAAAGAAGGAGAGAUUCAAGCGGGAGCAAAACUGUCCUUAAAUAGGCAGUUUUUUGAUGAACGUUGGUCAAAGCAUCGUGUUGUCAGUUGUCUGGACUGGUCAUCUCAGUAUCCAGAAUUACUUGUAGCCUCUUACAACAACAAUGAGGAUGCGCCUCAUGAGCCUGAUGGGGUGGCCCUUGUAUGGAAUAUGAAGUACAAGAAAACUACUCCAGAGUAUGUCUUUCACUGCCAGUCGGCAGUGAUGUCAGCUACAUUUGCAAAAUUUCAUCCCAAUCUGGUGGUUGGUGGCACAUACUCGGGCCAGAUAGUGCUGUGGGAUAAUCGCAGCAAUAAGAGAACCCCAGUGCAGAGAACGCCACUUUCAGCUGCUGCUCACACGCACCCAGUGUACUGUGUAAAUGUUGUUGGGACCCAGAAUGCUCAUAAUUUGAUUAGUAUCUCAACUGAUGGGAAAAUAUGCUCUUGGAGUCUGGAUAUGCUUUCCCAACCACAGGAUAGCAUGGAGCUGGUUCACAAACAGUCCAAGGCUGUGGCUGUUACCUGCAUGUCUUUCCCUAUUGGAGAUGUCAACAACUUUGUUGUUGGCAGUGAAGAAGGCUCAGUGUACACUGCAUGCCGUCAUGGCAGCAAAGCUGGAAUCAGUGAGAUGUUUGAAGGACACCAGGGACCAAUCACUGGUAUCAACUGCCAUGCAGCAGUUGGACCUGUAGACUUCUCACAUCUUUUUGUCACCUCUUCUUUUGACUGGACAGUAAAGCUUUGGACAACGAAGAAUAACAAACCUCUCUACUCCUUUGAAGAUAAUUCGGAUUAUGUUUAUGAUGUGAUGUGGUCUCCAACUCACCCUGCCUUGUUUGCCUGUGUGGAUGGGAUGGGCAGGCUUGACCUGUGGAACCUCAACAAUGAUACUGAGGUGCCCACUGCAAGCAUCACCGUGGAGGGCAAUCCUGCUCUGAACCGUGUGAGAUGGACACAUUCUGGGAGAGAGAUUGCUGUAGGUGAUUCAGAGGGACAAAUAGUUAUAUAUGACGUGGGAGAGCAAAUUGCUGUUCCUCGCGGGGACGAGUGGACCCGGUUUGGCCGAACGCUGGCAGAAAUCAACGCCAACAGAGCUGACGCAGAGGAGGAGGCUGCAACCCGCAUCCCGGCGUAGAGCCUUCCAAACAGGCCGCAGGGCUACACUUGGCAAUGAUUGGAUGCAAAUCCUAGUGUGUCAGUUCUAAUCACAGCUUAGGGGAGGAAUAUAUGGAUUCAACAGUGGACUUUGAAAUGUAUUAAGAUUAAUAAAAAUCAGAUCUUGCCAUGUUAUGUUUUAUAUGAAGUACAAGCACAUUCUGGAUUUGUGGAACUUUUAAUACAGUUAACAUUGACUUUGCAAGGAUCUUCUUUUGCUGAAACACUAAUCUGGUAUAAAUUUGCUACUUGGUUUCUGUAAAGUCCAAUCUGAAACAGUAUCUUUCUGAAAAGUAAAAGUUCUGCUCCUAAAACUUUUUCUGUAUUACAGACUAACCUUCAUUAGGUAGAAAAUCUCUGAAGCAUUCUUUAAUUUGAAUUCUUCAAAUUACCCAUCAUAUGCAUGCAUAUGUUCUGAGUUUCAUUAUUUAUAUAUAGAUAAGCCUCAGACUCUGGUAGUGGGUAAUAUACGUGAAUAAAAAUUUGUCUGUAGUUACAAACCUAUGUGAUAAUCAGACCUGAAUUAAUGAAUACAUAUUUAAUACCAAUUUCCUUUUGUUUGAACUGAUGCAUUAAAAGGUGAGACUGAUUCAUAAAUAAAUACUAUACAAGCACUUGUCAGCUGCCCUGA
Pseudopodoces humilis (Tibetan ground-tit) is the source of this 2851-nucleotide messenger RNA. The record is from RefSeq and is a predicted model, not a curated record. NCBI's taxonomy places the organism in Eukaryota, Metazoa, Chordata, Aves, Passeriformes, Paridae.